Molecule: messenger RNA, 941 nt
Organism: Thunnus maccoyii (southern bluefin tuna)
Lineage: Eukaryota; Metazoa; Chordata; Actinopteri; Scombriformes; Scombridae
Gene: fcer1gl
Product: Fc receptor, IgE, high affinity I, gamma polypeptide like
Exons: 5
Coding region: 121-438 (105 amino acids)
Biological process (GO): cell surface receptor signaling pathway
Cellular component (GO): Fc-epsilon receptor I complex
Molecular function (GO): IgE receptor activity
Source: RefSeq, a predicted model, not a curated record
UCCUGUUUGCUGCUUCUCUCUUUCUCAGAGCUCACUUCAGACACUUUUUUAGAGAUCUCGCCGACAGCCUACAAAGGAGCAACAAAAAGAGACCCUCUUAUCUGCAGUUCGCCUGGUAAGAUGAUGCGAGCGUCGCUCAUCACCGUCUUUUUGAUGAUCAAUCCUGCCUGUGCUGAAUCCCUUGGAAACAUGAACGUCUGUUAUAUCCUGGAUGGGAUCCUCAUCCUCUACGGCAUCAUUCUCACCGUCUUAUACUGCAGACUGAGGAUUCAUCAAACCAGUAAACCUGCGAACAACCCUGAGAAGCAGCCCGCUGAGGGAGGCAUCUAUGCGGUGAGACUUCUCAUUCUAAUGCUUAAAAAGACAUUUAAAAUGGCACAUGAUGGAAAAGUGACAGCUUACCGCAAAGCGGACGGGUCUGAGCUCUCACACUACUGACACCUACGAGAGCAUCAAAAUAGACAAGAAGCCGAUUGUCUGAUGAAAGAAGAUUUGGCGCAGAGAGGAUGGCGAGCACAAAAAACAUUGAGUUGAAUCUUGUGAAGCUUUAUACUGUAAAUUAAUUUGUGUUAAAUGGCAGCGGGCCUGUGCAUGAAGCUCCACGUGCAUUUUCUUCCUUUUUGUUGUAAAAAUACCUCUUAUUUCUAACCUUUGUGUCUUGCAUGAAUUAGAUGUUUAAACUACAAAAUUAUUUAACAAUGUACUGAUGAAAGCUAUGUCAUUGUGUCUUCACUGCAUGUCGCUCCGUGUUUCACAGCUGGUUUCACACAGUCUACCAAAAAACAGAAGUUUAAUUUUAGCUUUUGUUUCUUUUCUCGUGUUCCUUUUUCUUAUAAAUUCAGGAGCAGAAAUAGAGUCGCAACUAGUCAUUAUUUUCAUUAUGGAUUCACCUGCCAAAUCAAUGGUGACGUCUUCAAAUGUUUUGUCCACAUCCCAAAAGA